Messenger RNA from Callithrix jacchus (white-tufted-ear marmoset), 3180 nucleotides. RefSeq names its product TNF alpha induced protein 8 like 1 (gene TNFAIP8L1). Gene Ontology annotation, biological process: regulation of apoptotic process; negative regulation of TOR signaling. Gene Ontology annotation, cellular component: cytoplasm. The record is from RefSeq and is a predicted model, not a curated record. NCBI's taxonomy places the organism in Eukaryota, Metazoa, Chordata, Mammalia, Primates, Cebidae.
CGGGGCCGAACUGCCCGUCCCGCCCCCGGCCCCGGCGCUGCUCCCACCGCCCUGGCAACUGCCCCGGCCCACGGAGGCGGCUGGACGGACCCCGGACGGUCGUACGCACGGACUCUGUUCCGAAAGCAGAGUCUCACUCCGUCGCCCAGGCUGGAGUGCGAUGGCAAGACCUUGGCUCACUGCAACCUUCACUUCCCCGGUUCAAAUGAUCCUCCUGCCUCAGCCUCCGGAGUAGCUGGGAUUACAGGCAACCUGCCCCGUGCCAGGUGGGAAUGACGAAUAGGCACGUGCCGCUGGCUCAGGACAUUGGGGUCUGGCCACAAGCUUCUGCCCCGGGACAGCUGGUGCUCCAGACAUGCUCGAUGAGCCCCCGAGCCAUGGACAGCUUCAGCACCAAGAGCCUGGCGCUGCAGGCGCAGAAGAAGCUCCUGAGUAAGAUGACCUCUAAGGCAGUGGUGGCUGUGCUGGUGGAUGACACCAGCAGCGAGGUUCUGGAUGAGCUGUACCGAGCCACCAAGGAGUUCACGCGCAGCCGCAAGGAGGCCCAGAAGAUGCUCAAGAACCUGGUGAAGGUGGCCCUGAAGCUGGGGCUGCUACUGCGCGGGGACCAGCUGGGCGGGGAGGAACUGGCGCUGCUGCGGCGCUUCCGCCACCGGGCACGCUGCCUGGCCAUGACGGCCGUCAGCUUCCACCAGGUGGACUUCACCUUCGACCGGCGCGUGCUGGCCGCCGGGCUGCUUGAGUGCCGCGACCUGCUGCACCAGGCCGUGGGCCCACACCUCACUGCCAAGUCCCACAGCCGCAUCAACCACGUCUUCGGCCACCUGGCCGACUGCGACUUCCUGGCCGCGCUCUACGGACCCACGGAGCCCUACCGCUCCCACCUGCACAGGAUCUGCGAGGGCCUGGGCCGGAUGCUGGACGACGGCAGCCUCUGAGCCCCCCAGGGGCCGCCCGACCGCGCCCCUCGCGCCUGAUGGGGCUCCUCUGCUGGGUGUGGGGUUUUUUUCCCCACUUCUUUUCUCCCAGUCGGACUCCGGCCAGACCCCCCUAGACAGGUGGGUGACCUGUCCCCUUUGAGAGGACGCGGAGCCAUCUGUAUGUAGCAGCAGUUUCAAACGCCGAUGUCGCCUCUCCUCCCGGCCCCCGCCCAAUGGGGGAGGGAUUCGAGGCCCUACUCUGCGGACCACUGCCUCGCCAGGGCCCACCUUCCACUUCUGUUGUAUUUUCUGGGCCAGGCCGACCCCUGGGUUGUCUGAUGUAAGCCAAAAGCUGCUGCUUCGCACUUGAUGACGCUGCCUGGGGUUUUCCUCCUUUCGCCCAGGGACUGGGAGUUUACACAGCGAACUGGGGGAAGGCGUGUUAGGGGGCAAGCCAUAGCCCCCCAGAAUCCAUAAACUCCCGUCCUAACCCCGGGACCUCAGAAGAUGGUCUGAUUUGGAAAGAGGGUCACUACGGCUGGAAUGAGUUCAGAUGACGCCAUCUUGGAGUAGACCCACCCCAAUUCACUGACGUGUCCUUAAAAAGCGGGGGUUGGAUCUGAGUCACAGCACACAAAAAAAGGGGGGGUAAUUGGGCCACGUACGGUGGGUCACGCCUAUAAUCCCAGCACUUUGGGAGGCCGAGGCAGGUAGAUCACCUGAGGUUGGCAGUUCGAGACCAGGCUGACCAACAUGGAGAAAACUUGUCUCUACUAAAAAUACAAACAGCCAGGUGUGGUGACGCACACCUGUAGUCCCAGCUACUCGGGAGGCUGAGGCAGGAGCAUCGCUUGAACCCAGGAGGCGGAGGUUGCAGUGAGCCGAGAUCACGCCAUUGCAGUCCAGCCUGGGAGACGAGCAAAACUCCAUCUCAAAAAGCGCUAGCAAAUGCUGGCAUUGCUGGCAUCAAGGAUGCCUUGAUGAGGCCAGAGACCUCUGCCCUGGGUGGGGAGGGGAAACUGCUCCAAUCCAGGGACUGCCCCCUACCCCAGGGGUGAGGAGGAACCCACCUAAGAUGUGUGCACAUUCUAUUUAUUGUUUGAGACACAGUCUCACUGUUUCGCCCAGGCUGGAGUGCAGGGGUGCGAUCUUGGCUCGCUGUAGCCUAGAACUCCUGAGCUCAAGUGAUCCUUCCACCUCUGUCCCAAGUAGCUGGGACCACAGGUGUGCACCACCACACCCGGCUCAUUUUUCUAAUAGUUGUAGAGACAAGGUCUCACUGUGUUGCCCGGUGUGGUCUCAAACUCCUGGGCUCAAGCGAUCUACCUACCUCGGCCUCCCCAAGUGUGCAUAUUGUAAAAUCGUGAUUUCAUGUCUGGAGAAUCAGCAACUAACCAGCCAGCCAUGUUGCUUUUAUAAGCCAGACCCAAGGAAGCAAACCUCGGCCCAUCUUGGCUUCUGGGACCUCCCACAAGAUGUGAUUUCAGCUGGGGACAUGGAGGCGGCGUGUGGGGAGUCUAUUUCCCAUUUUUGUUUGUCAGAAGGGGGCACGGGUUCUCGAAGAUUGCAAAAUGCUGCCCCAGGUCGGGAAGGUUAUUUUGGGUGCCUGUUGGGGCGGGAAACGAGGUCCCAUGACUGUUGGGCAGAACCUGUCUGUGGAAGGUACAGGUUGUGAAGGGGCCCAUGGACCUUACUCGGUGAGAAGGUAGGUGUAGCUGGCUCCAUCCAGUAUUUGAGAAAUUUGGAAUUUGCCAGUUUUUAAAACGAGGAGAUCGCACACACCCGUCUGGAUUUGGAGAUUCUCUUGCAAACCUGCCCGUCGAGCCGCCUGAGCCUGCGCUGACCCCUGGUGAAGCUGUGUGGGGCCACCCGUCUCCCUUUUGCCACAGUCCUCUCCACUCCCUUUCGCCUCUCCCUGGCCUGCUGCACUCACCGAGAGGAAAUUCUGAGCCCACACUUGGAGCAGCCUUCCUGUGGUUUGGUUUCUUGCUUCUGCAAAAAGGCCAAAGGCUUUGGCCAGAGAGCCAGCUGUUCCUACCUCUAUCUACGCUUCCAAGGCAACCUUCUCAGCUUAUCUCAGACCGAGAUAGUUCUUCGAGGGCGUUUGCGCAUUCCGGUUUUCUCAUGGAGCCCCCGAUGGAAUCCUGGGCCGCUGAGACAUCAAUGUGCGUGCGUGACUGUCUGGGCCCCUGUUGGGCUGGCCAGCCUGUCUGGACUCUUGUAAAUUUGAGAUUUAAUUAAAGGAAACAAAGCAAACAGA